AUGAAUAAUAAAAUCACAAAAAAUAUUGAAAGCCAAAUAUUAGAGGCUUUAAAAGAUAAAGAAGAUGAAUUAGAUUUAGAAAUAAGAAGAUAUGAAACACUACAGAAAAGGAUUUCUGAUGAAAAUGAUGAAGAAUUAGAAAGCAUUAAAAAUAAAAGAUUACAAGAAUUAAAAAAUAAACAUAAAGAAAAGUUAACUUUAUUAAGAAAAGGUCAUGGAUCAUAUAAAGAAGUAUUAUCAGAAAAAGAAUUUUUUGAAAUUUGCAAAAAUUCAAAGAAAGUUUGUUGCCAUUUUUAUAGAAAUACUACAUGGAGAUGCCAAUAUUUAGAUAGUAAAUUGAUUAGCUUAUCCAAGAAAUUUUUAAAUAUUAAUUUCAUUAAAAUAAAUGCGGAAAAGUCUCCUUUUUUAUGUGAAAGAUUAAAAAUUUGGUGUAUCCCUACUUUAAUGCUUAUACAGGACGGCAAAACAGAACAUUCUGUUAUUGGAUUUGAUGAAUUAGGAGGAGAUAAUUUUUCUGAAAAAACCUUAAUUAAUGUUUUAAUAAAAUGGGGAUUAAUAGAUAAAAAGGAAACAGAAGAUUAA
This is a messenger RNA of Plasmodium relictum, 582 nucleotides long. RefSeq names its product phosducin-like protein, putative (gene PhLP1). The record is from RefSeq and is a predicted model, not a curated record. Gene Ontology annotation, biological process: microtubule cytoskeleton organization. NCBI's taxonomy places the organism in Eukaryota, Apicomplexa, Aconoidasida, Haemosporida, Plasmodiidae. The transcript has a single exon. Gene Ontology annotation, cellular component: cytoplasm. The coding region runs from base 1 to 582 and encodes 193 amino acids.